Messenger RNA from Cygnus olor (mute swan), 4020 nucleotides. Its product is annotated as anterior gradient protein 3-like. The transcript has 4 exons. Lineage: Eukaryota; Metazoa; Chordata; Aves; Anseriformes; Anatidae. The coding region runs from base 98 to 331 and encodes 77 amino acids. The record is from RefSeq and is a predicted model, not a curated record. Gene Ontology annotation, cellular component: endoplasmic reticulum.
UGUUGUUCCUUUUUUCUUCCCCCACCCAAAUAAAGCAUUUUUAUUUUUUUUUUUAGCUUUGAGGAAGGCAUUUGCUUCCAGCCCAGAGAUCCAGCAGAUGGCCCAGGAGGACUUCAUCAUGCUUAAUCUGGUGCAUUCCAGCAGCGAUGACAACAUGGCACCUGAUGGCCAUUAUGUCCCUAGGAUCCUCUUUGUGGACCCUUCUAUGAUGGUUCGAGCUGAUCUAACCGGCAAAUACGGGAACAGGAUGUACACUUACGAACCAGAAGAUAUUUCGACCUUGAUUGAAAACAUGAGACAAGCAAAGUUGCUUCUGCACACAGAGCUCUGACCAAGGGGCACCACUGACCUGCACACACAGACUGGAGACAGCAGCCCUGGGAGCACUGAGGAACACAGCAAAGCAUACAUGAGCCGUCCUUGUGCCUUCCCUUGGAGAUGUUUUACAGAGAAGCCACAUUCACAAGAACUCCGUGCAUCCCACAUCCAAUAGAUGCACGGAAUGAAUCAUUACCCAUUUAUUCUUAAGAAAUGGUUUACCUCAAUUGCUUUAAGUUUAUUUUUAAUAGAAAAUUUUGUCUACAAAUACUUUACCCCAAUUAUAAGUUUGAAGAGUAUACUUACUGACAUUAUAAAUGCAUUUUCCAGGUUUGCCCUGUGAGUAACUAGCUUACUUGUACUGGUAGAAAUUGUGCUGUGGAAAAACGACUGCUCUUUUCUAAGCCACAAGUCUUUUAGUUUGGGGUUAUUUUCUCAUUUCCACAAAGAAACAGGUUCACUUUGUGCCAUUUGAUCAUGAGCUAUAUCAGAACAUAAACCAGAUAUGGCUAUCAUAUCCCGAUUUUACCUUUUUGACAUCUACAUUUUUUUGUUUUGCUUUUCUCAUACAGAAACCUAUAUUAUAUAUACCUUCACUGAUUUUAAAUGUGCAUAGUAAGAAACAAGCAUAAAACUACAUUGAGACACAGAUUUUAUAUUUUUAUCACUUUGAAUUGCCAUGCUCAUUACUGUAUAUUUCAGAAAAUGGUUUUAUUAUUAUGUUAAAGCUUUCGCUGUAUAAUUUGAAAAAUAAAGAAUCAGACUAUUUGCUUUCCAAAUUUCCUUUCCUUUUUCACAUUACAUGUAUAGCCAAUAAAAAAGUGACACUGUAGAAUUGAAUGAAUCCCUGUUAUUAGAAUUACAUCAUUAACAAAGUUCACUGAGCAAACUAGGUCUAAGAAAUAAUAACCAGGAAUUCAUAAGUCAUAAGUAAAUUCUGAAUGGGGAAUCUUUAAUGGUCCUAUACACCAUCCUCAGUCAGGAUUCACUCCAUGCAUACCUUAUAGCUAACAGCUGUAAUGUUUCUGCAGAAACAUUACCAAGCUUAUUAGCAUUACACAUUUGUUAAGAAACCUAAACAGGCAUCAAUUUAGCAAACCAUGGUGGCUGUACCUAGUUAAAAUGCAAAAAAAAAAUCACAUCCUGUCCCUGCCAUGAGCGUCCAAUGGGAGCAAAAUAAACCAUGCUAUUAAAAAUCCUUCCCUUUAAGAGCCAAAGGAAAGGUGGGCAGGAGAAGAGUUAGGCCUGUGUUUUUAACGCCCAAAGGAGUUUAAUUCACAGAAGUCACCCAGGAGCUGUUUUACACCCAAAAUGUGGAUCUGGCCAGCAACGGUUAACCAGCGGUAAGAGGAGACAUGUAGAGCAGCGCAGUUACAGAGUGCUCAUCGUCUGCCAUGUACAACACAGAUCGCAUGCACUCAGCAGCGAUCAGCACUUUCCUGGGACCACUAGGAAAAAUGUGACUGCAGAGGAGUUUGAAGGCAGGACCUGUCUUGGUGGUGGUCACUGGGGAAGAUCCUAGUGGAUCUGCAUGAAUGAUGCUGCCAGCACGGAAAGGGAGAAUGCUCCUCAGAGCCCUGUGAGCAAUAAAUGCCCAGGGCUUGGGGCUAUAGCAGAAUAAAUGCACACAGGAAACUAAAAUUGGUUAAUUGGUGGAACAAAAAAUAGUUACUGAACUCCAGCAGAACUUACCACUCAUGAAGCAGGUGUGAUGGCCAACAGCCAGGUGUUUAUUGGUGGUGGUGGGCUUUUUUUUUUUGUUUGGUUGGCUUUGAAGUGUUUCUCCCUGGCAAAUAGAAAGGAAAUUUUAGCAGAAGCAGGUGUUUAAGCCCCACUGAUCACCAUAUGAAUACAAACAUUGGAAUAAAAACUCAUUUGAGGUCCAGUUAAAGUCUAUAGGAAAGCUUUGUAAUGCAAGGAUUCCGAGAUUUGUUAACCAAGAAGCUGCAUCUCUCUUAGCAAGAGACCUCCAAUCCAGCAAGAAGACUGAUGCCCUUAGAAGCCACAAACAGGCUUCGAAGAAACAGAAGCAGUGGUACUUGAAAACUGAAUUCAACAAAACAAAGCUGAUGCAGCUUCAUGCAGCUUCACUUACCUGGCUGUAACACAUCUUCCCAGGGAUCUUUGUGAUUACUGUGUCUUCUGCAUGUCUGCAUACAGUGCUGUGCUACCAAUUCACUCCUGACCAAGCGUCAGUCAGUCAAAAAAUAAUAAUUUAGUUGUUAGCUUUCUAGAUACUGGCUCCAGGGCUGGGAGCUCCCUCGUUUUGGUUUCUCUAAGCUUGCUUGCAAACUCAGCUUGAUACUAUUACUCAUCUUGUAGAGAGGCCUUGGAUAUGGCAAGGGCUGAAGAUGGAAUUUGCCUGUAAUUAAAAAGAAGUGCUGGUAAAAUCCCCAAACUCCAACUAACCACACUAGAGGGCACUCCCAGCACCCCUUGCUGGGAUUUUUUUUUUUAUUAGUUUGCUUUGCUGGGCAAACAGCAAAACCAGCCAGCAAGUCCCAGAAUUGAGCAGCUUCCUCCAACUACAGCCUCCCUUGGCCAUCACUCACCUGUCCCAGCUACACACCCCCGUGCUACCCUUUGUCUUCCUUGUACCUGUAAUACCCUUCACAACUCCAUGGCUCUGUUCAGCAGCUUCUGAGGGAGAAUUAAAGAGAAUGAGAUGGCUUUUUAAACUGUCCACUUCAUCCUGUUCUGUAAUUACUUCAGCACACUGGAGUGGAGUGAGUUCUGAGAAAAAGGGAAAAAAAGAAAAGCGUUCCCAUAAUAAGAUCCCUCAAGUUGAGUACAUUCUUUUACAAGGAUUUUACCAGGAACAGCUACCCAAGACAACUAUUCUUCAGCAAUACGUUUCUUACUCUGUGCAGAUCCACUGUCCUCUGGAUGAUUUAUGCUACUUCUCUUUAAAAAUAGAUCAGAUUAAUACAUCUGUGCACACACAUUGUUCCAACUCCUAGUUAGUGUAAGCUCUGAAACAUACUUUCUGAAAAAGGAGGAAACGUAAACUAAAACCACCAACUUGCACCAAAAUCCUAAUCCCGCAGCUGAACACAGGGCUUUUCACACUGCAGCCCCAGCUGGGUUGGGGAAACUUCUUGCACAGUGAUCAGAAUGCAGGCUUCCAAAGAAAUUUUAAAAUUUAAGCUUAAUGAAUGUUGUGCCCUGUCCAGUGUUAGGAAAAUAAUUCAUGCCACUCCCAAACAUAUCAGUGAAACAUAUAUAGACAAAUCAAAUAGACAUCUAUAAAUCACUCUUUAUUUUGUGAAGAACACUUGAAAAAUAAAGACAAAAGCUUUUCCAGGCUUUGGAAUAUAACCAUCGCAAAGUGUGGAAUCACAAAGACUCCAUUUUAAAAAGGUAUUCCCUCUCCCCACCCUGCUUUUAAUGAACUCUCAUUGUGGAACGAUCCACAAUAUAGCUUUAACAAAAAAAAAAGCAUUUUGAGCCAACAUUAGAAAUAAUUCAAUACUGGCUCAGUGCAGAAGCUGCUACAUUACACUUCAAAGGCACAUACUAGAAUCCCCCCCCGUUAAUCCUUGUAAUUCAUAUUUAAAUUUCUCCAAACCUCACAUUUUCAGGAAGAGACUAGAGUUAUUAAGAAGUAGUUGGCAAGGUUAAGCCCAAUACAGCUGUCCAGCAUGGAACUGUAGGAAAUAAAGUGACAGCACAGUAAGUGUAAUGCAAUGGAACGACUUGCAA